Molecule: messenger RNA, 3369 nt
Organism: Xiphophorus maculatus (southern platyfish)
Lineage: Eukaryota; Metazoa; Chordata; Actinopteri; Cyprinodontiformes; Poeciliidae
Gene: lrrc51
Product: leucine-rich repeat-containing protein 51-like
Exons: 5
Coding region: 81-665 (194 amino acids)
Molecular function (GO): protein binding
Source: RefSeq, a predicted model, not a curated record
GUGAAAAGGCUGCUUCAGUAAAGAAGAGCCCCACCGAAACGUCAAUUUGAACAUCUAUUACACGGUUAUUGAAAGUGUUCAUGGAUAAGAUUAUGUGUGGAGCUCCGGUGGAUUUAUCUUUCAGAAGUCUCACCAGAUUGACAGGUUCUGAUCUUCAUCAUGGUUUCUCUAAAUACGCUUGGACAGAGAAUCCCCACAGCGGUCUUCGACCUUUAAAAAAAAAUUCAGAAAGUAAAUAUCUUAGCUGCUCCCUCCGUCUCAGUAACAACAGCAUCAUUGACCUGUGUGACCUCCAUCAGACAGUGAGCCACUUCCUGGCUGAACCCUCAAGUCUCGCCUGGCUGGACCUCUCCUUCAACAAACUCUCACAUAUAGAUAAGGUUUUGUGCGAGUUGCAUGGACUCCGCGUGUUAUAUCUUCAUGGAAACAACAUUUCUACUCUGUCAGAGGUGGACAGGUUGGGUGUGCUCCCCCAUCUUCACUCCGUCACUCUACAUGGAAACCCCAUAGAGACAAACAAGACUUACAGGAAUCGUGUGAUUUCUGCAUUGCCGCAGUUAAAAACGAUGGACUUCAGUGCUGUGACACAGCAGGAGCGAGUCCUGGCUAAGCUGUGGCAUCAGAGCAACUCCCGCUGCAGAAGCAGCAAGAAGAGCCUUCACUGAAUGCUAGUGUGUGGAAAUCAUAACUCAAUUCAAAAGCUUCACUGCAAGAAAACAGAUUUUUAAAUAUGCACAUUUGCUACCAGUAUUUCAACUGAAAUUAGUGUUGUAAAUAUUUCUUGCAAUUUAAUGUCACAAUUUGAGGUUUCUGUGCUGGAAAUAGAAAAAUAACUGAGAUUUAGUUUUUUUGUUUGAGAGCAUCACUGAAACCUACUCGUUUCACAUUUUAGCCAGUAUUAACUUGCAAUUUUUCAAAUCUAAUCAUGGCAUGGAAUAUGAGUUUAACCGAUUAUGAAGUUUAAGUUCAAACGUCUCUGAACUUACAGGUGCAUCUAUCUGUAAGUUGAAUAAUAUUGAACAGUUAUGCCAUGUCAACAAUCCUAAUUAGGACAUGUAAACCUGAAAUAUUUAAUGGAUUUAUUACAUAGAGAGUGUUGUAUUUUUAAAUGUUUAUUUCUAAAAAAAAAAAAAAAAAAGAUUGUUAGGAAUUACAAGCAAUGAAACCUAUUCAGUUCCUCACAUAAUUAAGAGAUCAUGCAAGACCAAAAAAGAUAUAUUACAUAAAAAUAUUAUGUCUGACAAAAUCAUUGGAAAGGCUGCCGACUUGACAGUUGUACAGCAGAGAGUUACUGAGCCUCUCCACAGGGAGGUUGAACACAAAGAAAUAAGAGUCACUGCAAGUCAUUUACAGUUCAUGUUCUGGUACAGAACAAUCCAGAACGCAGACUAUAACUUUGGUAUUCCUGGUUUUAAACCCCUGCUGCACCAGAGACGUCAGAAAUAUCUUGCAUGGACCAAGAAGGAAAAGAAGUAAAUUUUUGCUUAGUGGACCAAUUUGCUUGACUGACAAGUAAAUUCUCCUGAUAUAAACUUACAAACAAUCCAGGAGGAAUUGUCUAAGAAACAGAACUUGGUUGUUGGUUUUUUUUUUGCCAUAAUCAUCAAAUUCUAAAUCCUAGAAAUAUAUUAUGUGUACAAUGUCAUAAUUACUUUUUGAAUGACUGAAAUAAAGUAACAUUUCAAUGUUAUGCUAAUAUAUGAAUUUGUACCUGCAGAAAUGUUUGAUUCUUAAUGUAAAUUAUCUGUUAAAACUCUGUAACAUCACUAAAUAAACUACUUCUCAGAAGUCAACAUGUGGUCACUACAAUAAGACACAAUUGUUUUCUUGAAACUUUUUAAUGAACUGAUUAAACCAAACAAAAAUAUUUUUAACUUUUUGGUACUAGCCUAAGAUAGUACAAACAUACAGUCUUCCAUGUAUUACACAUUUAAGUAACAGAAAAAAAAAUGCCAAGAAUCCAUUGCAUAACAAAAGCACUAAUCAAUUGUGUGGUAUAAAUAGUCUUGCAGGCUCCCUUUAGCGACUUGAGAUCGUCUCAUGUUGUGCCCUCCCUUAAAGAGCACAUGUACAGUUAGAAACAAAAACACAUAAAUAAUCGGCAAAAGAUCUGAGGUUAUUUAAUCUGCUCGGGUAUAUAGAUAGAUUCCAUGCUGCAACAAGUUAGUUUCUGAUUAAUAUGAAAACCUCAAUCCGGGGGGGAAAAAAGGCUUUAAGUAAAAAGCUAACAAUCGCAGACCUGAAAAGCAGUUUUGUUUCCUAAAAAAUUGUCAUCCUACAGGACCUUCAUACGAUCCACCAGCUACAGAUGUAGUCGAUCGGAAAAUUCUGUACAAAGGUAACGAUCGUACAGCGAGUCUUUGCAUCCUCCACAGGCCACUCGCUUCACCCUUGAUUUUCUAACCCUGUCAUUAAAAAGGUUAAGUUCGUGCCCAAGUGAUCAGGAGGGCAGGAUACUUGAACAUCUCUGUCUGUAAACUCAUCCGUUAAGCUAAAACAUUUCAGGAGGUCCAACCAGCCCACACCUCUGCUUGUGUUUGAAUCCUUAUCCUCUGGAAAUGAGCAGGUUAAUCAUGAUGUGGUCAGGUGAAAGACAGAUUAAACUGUCAGGAGCUGAAAUGAAAACUGAAACUAAAGUUUUUUUCUUGAUUGAAAAUGACACCAGAUGAGCUGCCUUUAUUUAAUCAGGCCUGCUGUUCAAUGCAGGGUGAAACAACAGCUUAAUUUCUCAGGGGAGAAAGAUGCCAAUUACUCUUUUCAAGCAGGAAUUGACUUUUUUUCUUUUUAGAGAAAACUAACUGAAAAAUACUUUAGUUUUAAACUUAUAUCAUGUACAAAUAUGAAGCCAUGUCCGAAGUUCUUUGCAAGUAAAAAACUACGACUGUCAAUCACAUCCACUGCACUGUAAAUAUGUAAAAUGUCUCACACAAUAUGACUUAUCAAUCAUAGCCAGGGUGUGAACCAUGAGCCAAACAUCCUGCAGCUGUCUCAUUUGAUAACAUGGUGUGACUACAGUGUGCCCAUAUGAAAAUAAAGUCAAAAGACACUGAAAGGACCCUGAAAACCUAAAAUAUUAUGAAUAUUGAUUUAUUUUACAUCUUUUGGACAAAGCCUAAUGCAUGUGUUACACACUGAGGAGGCCUCGCUGAAGUGAUCAUGCACAUCGCUCACAAACUCAAAACCCACUGCCAAUAACGCUCCAGAGUUUUACUAAAAGACAGUUGUUUUUUUUCUGGUGGGAGGUGAUUCACUUCCUGUCUUCACAAAAGUUCGUGGCAGACCUAAAACGCAGGACGACCAAAAUGCUUUAAUAACAUUAAAAAAAAAGGUGGGCUGGAGUACGAUGAAGCAGGAGUGGCACAGAGCGAG